This is a messenger RNA of Fusarium keratoplasticum, 1929 nucleotides long. Its product is annotated as GMC-OxRdtase-N domain-containing protein. The record is from RefSeq and is a predicted model, not a curated record. NCBI's taxonomy places the organism in Eukaryota, Fungi, Ascomycota, Sordariomycetes, Hypocreales, Nectriaceae. Gene Ontology annotation, molecular function: oxidoreductase activity, acting on CH-OH group of donors; flavin adenine dinucleotide binding. The coding region runs from base 1 to 1929 and encodes 642 amino acids. The transcript is spliced from 6 exons.
AUGAAGUUGCUAGUUCCUAGCCUCCUCUGUGGGCUGGCUGCUGCCCUCCCAACCAACAACAACAAGACAGCCGAGUAUGAGUUUGUCAUCAUUGGCUCAGGCCCAGGUGGUGGCACUCUAGCUGCCAACCUUGCCCGCGCUGGCCAUUCCGUCUUUCUGCUUGAGGCUGGAGAUGAUCAGGGUGACACGCUGUUGCAGCGUCUUCCAUCAUUCGCAGAUAUCGUUUCGGAAGAGCCCAGCAUGUCUUGGUCGUUCUUUGUGAACCAUUACCAGAACGAGACGCAAGCACGCCGUGACUCCAAGUAUACCUAUCGACUUUCAAACGGGACGUUGUGGUAUGGACUUGAUCCUCCGGAAGAUGCAGAGCCUCUUGGAAUUCUCUACCCUCGAGGUGCCACACUCGGCGGCUCUGCUCAGCUCAACGCCAUGAACUUCGCUCUGCCACCUGAGAGUGACUGGAAUUAUAUCGCUGAACUCACCGGAGACAAGUCCUGGAGCUCUGACAACAUGAGACGGCUCUUUGUCGACCUGGAGAACUGCACUUAUGCUCCCGAGGGCGCCCCUGGCCACGGUUUUGAUGGCUUCAUCGCCAGCAACCGAAACAACAUUUCCUACAUUACUGAACGACCUGGCGUUGUCGAGGUCUUGACUCAUGCAUUCCGGCUGACCGAGGACAUCGAAGUCGAAAACGCGGAAGAGAUCGGAACGCUGAUGCAGAGGGACAUUAACGGCAUUGGACCGGAUCGAUAUGCCCCUGGUCUCUAUCAGCUUCCUCUCCACAUUGAUGGUUUGAGGCAACGCACUGGAUCUUGGAGAUACCUCCACGAGACACUCAUUGCGAAAACUGAAGAUGGAUCUCCCAAGUAUCCUCUGACUCUCAGCACACAGUCUCUUGCGACACGCGUCCUGUUUAAGGACGGCAAAGAUGGGAAGCCAAGAGCCUACGGCGUUGAGUACCUCAAGGGCGAAGGCUUGUACUCGGCUGACAAGCGGUUCAAUGAAUCCGACUCGGGUCGUUUUAUGAACGUCACUGCUUUUCGGGAAGUCAUUGUCGCCGGUGGAGCGUUCAAUACCCCACAGAUUCUCAAGCUUAGUGGCGUUGGACCUCGGGAGGAACUCGAGAGCCAUGAUAUCGAUGUCGUGGUGGACCUUCCGGCUGUGGGCAAAUAUCUCCAAGACAACUACGAGGGUGGCGUUACUGUCGAAGCAUCUAUCCCUUGGGAGAACAACCCCUUUGCCCGAUGCGACUUUUCCCUUGGACCCAACGACACCUGUCUCCAGGAAUGGAACCAAUCUCACACUGGACCGUAUGGCGAGGGUGCAGCACCUCUUGGUCUUCUUUACAAGUCGAGCGUCAGUGAGACCGACGAGUCGGAUUUAUUCCUCUUCGGAGCUGCUGGCGUUGUGUUCCGCGGUUACUUUCCCGGAUAUUCCACAUACCAGGCGCCUCCCACUUCGUGGUUCUGGUCAGUCGUCAAGAUGCAAACUGGCAACCAAGCUGGAACCAUCACACUUCGCUCGGCGGAUCCCAGAGAAGCCCCGGAGAUCAACUUCAACUUCUUUGCUGAGAAGGGAGACCGCGAUCUCCAGGCUAUACAGGAGGCUGUCGAGCACACCAUGCAAAUCUUCAACGCAACCGGAGAGCUGUAUGCCCCGUACACGGUUAUCGAGCCUCCUCCCGGCGUUGAUGUCCGCCAGGGAAUCAUGGACGAAGCUUUUAGUCAUCACGCGACGUCUACCUGCCGUAUGGGUCCUGCUGGUGACAAGGAUUACUGUGUUGACUCCAACUUCAAGGUCAAUGGAGUUGACGGGCUUCGCGUUGUUGAUGCAUCCAUCUUCCCUCGCACUCCGGGUGGAUUCCCCGUCGCUCCCACAUUUGUGAUUAGCCAGAAGGCCUUUGAGGUGAUUCUCAAGUCCAUCAAGAACUAA